Molecule: messenger RNA, 1583 nt
Organism: Musa acuminata subsp. malaccensis (wild Malaysian banana)
Lineage: Eukaryota; Viridiplantae; Streptophyta; Magnoliopsida; Zingiberales; Musaceae
Product: ACT domain-containing protein ACR9
Source: RefSeq, a predicted model, not a curated record
GCUGGCGGGCGGGUGGGCGUGGGGGAAGAGGAUAGGGGGCGAGAGAGAAGAAUCUGGACGGGAUAUACCGUUCGACUGGUAGAGCGGUCCUCGAUGCGGUCGGGGGGCUGACGACGGCCUACGAAUCGGGGUCGGGGGGCGCCGGAGGAGUGAUGGUGGCGGCGAGCGAGGAUGCUGUGGUCAUCCAGGCGGCAAAGCGGGCCGGGGAACCCACCAUCAUCACCGUCAACUGCCCUGACCAGACCGGCCUUGGAUGCGACCUCUGCCGCGCCAUCCUCGACUUCGGCCUCUGCAUCACCCGAGGAGACAUAUCGACUGAUGGGCAGUGGUGCUACUUAGUGUUCUGGGUCGUACCACGUCCCACCUCCAGUAAUAUCCAAUGGCCAAGCUUGAAGAACAGGCUAUUGUCUCUCUGUCCAUCUUGUUCCAUUCCGUUCUACUUUGACAUGGUGAAUAGGCCUACGAGCUCGCAAAUUUACCUUCUGAAGCUGUUCUCCGUCGACCGCAAGGGAUUGUUGCAUGAUGUCACGAAGGUACUAUGUGAGCUUGAGCUUACGAUUCAUCGAGUGAAAGUCUCGACAACUCCAAACGGUAGAGUUGUGGACUUUUUCUUUAUUACAGAUGCCAUGGAGUUAUUGCACACAAAAAUGAGACAGGACGAUCUGUGUGAAAGGUUAAAUGCAGUUCUAGGCGAGUCUGUAAAUAGCUGUGAGAUUGAGCUUGCUGAAGGUUUUCAGCAGGGAUUUUCUUCUCUUCCACCAGUAGUUGCAGAAGAGUUAUUUAAGCUGGAGCUGUCAGGCAAUGAAGUAUGUUCAGCGAUACUUAGCCCAGAGAUGAAAAGGCUGAAGAAGGCGGAUGUAAACAUUGACAAUUCAUUGAGCCCUUCCCACACAUUACUUCAAAUCCAUUGUGUUGAUCAGAAGGGCCUACUCUAUGACAUUAUGAGGACCUUAAAGGACUGCAGUAUUCAGGUGGCGUAUGGGCGAUUUCUGUCAGACAUGAAAGGCUCACGAGAGGUAGACCUUUUCAUCCUGCAAAGUGACGGGAAGAAAAUCGUGGAUCCUGACAAGCAGGGUGUGCUGUGUUCCCGUUUGAAACUGGAAAUGCUUCAUCCUUUAAGAGUGAUAAUUGUAAAUCGUGGACCAGACAUGGAACUAUUUGUUGCUAAUCCGGUUGAGCUGUGCGGAAAGGGGAGGCCUCGGGUCUUCUAUGAUGUGACACUGGCUCUGAAAGUGCUUGGAAUCUGCAUUUUCUCUGCUGAAAUCGGCAGGCACACGGCUUUUGAAAGACAGUGGGAGGUUUACAGAUUUCUGUUGGAUGACAGCAGGGAGCUGCCACUGGGAGGCAGCCAGGCUAGAGGUGAGAUUGUGGAUGGAGUGAGGCGAACGCUGAUGGGUUGGUGACGACGGCAAAAGGUGGUGGGCCACCUCUCUGAAACUUUGAUUUCCUUCCACCAGGUUGUGUGUGGCUAACGCUGUGUGAUGCUGUACAGUGCAAUCGACGUCUAAUUGUCAUCCCUGUUUCUGAUUUCGUGUUCAUCCCUACUAGAGGCGGUAUUCAUUUAAAAAGCGCGUUUGAUUUUC